GCCAUUUGCCAAGCUUCCUCCUCUCCGCCAUGUUCUCGCUCGCCCGCCGCGUGGCCACCAGCGCCAAGAGCAGCUCGCGCCGCCUCUCAUCCUCGCUCGGCUAUUUCCCGGGCACGGAGAUGCCCUUCGUGCCCGACGUGGUCUUCCGCGACCCUCGGGACGACGACCCGAUCCCGUGCUUCCGCAUCCUAAACGAAGAUGGAGACGUCGUGGAGGGAGCCACGGACCCGCAGCUGAGCCAGAGCCUCUGCACGCAGAUCUACAGCCAAAUGAUCCGCCUCAACACCAUGGACAACAUUUUCUACGACGCGCAGCGCCAGGGCCGCAUCUCCUUCUACAUGACGUCGUACGGCGAGGAAGCCAUCUCGUUCGGCAGUGCGUCGGCGCUGCGGCUCAGUGACAUGGUCUUCGCGCAGUACCGUGAGCCCGGAGUGCUCAUGUGGCGCGGCUUCACGCUGCAGAACUUCGCCGACCAGUGCUUCAGCAACAAGGACGGACACGGCAAGGGCCGGCAGAUGCCCGUGCACUACGGCUCCAAGAACCUCAACCACCAGACCAUCUCGUCCCCCUUGGCCACGCAGCUGCCCCAGGCUGCGGGUGCUGCGUACGCGUUCAAGUUGGCCAAAGAGGACCGUAUCUCCGUCUGCUACUUCGGUGAGGGCGCCGCUAGCGAGGGCGACUUCCACGCUGCAUUGAAUUUUGCGGCUACGAAGGACUGCCCCAUUCUCUUCUUCGUGCGCAACAACGGCUUUGCCAUCAGUACCCCCACGGCUGAGCAGUUCCGGGGAGACGGCAUCGCGUCGCGAGGCAGUGGAUACGGCAUUCCCAUCAUGCGCGUGGAUGGCAAUGACUUCCUCGCUGUCCACGAGGCCACUCGUCGUGCGCGUGAGUUCAUUCUGAGGGAGAAUCGACCCGUGCUGAUUGAGGCCAUGUCCUAUCGCCAAGGCCACCACUCGACGUCGGACGACUCCACCCAGUACCGUCCGGUGGCGGAGAUCAAGCACUGGAAGGAGACCUGCGACCCGAUUGAGCGCACCAAGCGCUAUCUGCUGAAACGCGGAUGGCUGAGUGAGGAGCAGGACCGUCACAUGCAAGACAACGAGCGGACAAACGUGCUUGCUGCGCUGCAGCAGGCCGAAACCAAGGAGCGGCCAUCGCUCGAGACGAUGUUCGAAGACGUUUACGAUGUCAAGACGCCGCACCUGCUGGAGCAAGAGCGCGAGAUGCUGGAGCACGUGGCAAAGUACCCUGACUACUACACCGAAGCACACUAG
Messenger RNA from Phytophthora sojae, 1274 nucleotides. RefSeq lists its product as hypothetical. NCBI's taxonomy places the organism in Eukaryota, Oomycota, Peronosporomycetes, Peronosporales, Peronosporaceae. The record is from RefSeq and is a predicted model, not a curated record. The transcript is spliced from 6 exons. Bases 30 to 1274 code for a protein of 414 amino acids. Gene Ontology annotation, molecular function: oxidoreductase activity, acting on the aldehyde or oxo group of donors, disulfide as acceptor. Gene Ontology annotation, biological process: branched-chain amino acid catabolic process.